This is a messenger RNA of Aspergillus oryzae RIB40, 2202 nucleotides long. RefSeq lists its product as uncharacterized. NCBI's taxonomy places the organism in Eukaryota, Fungi, Ascomycota, Eurotiomycetes, Eurotiales, Aspergillaceae. Gene Ontology annotation, molecular function: protein binding. The record is from RefSeq and is a predicted model, not a curated record. Bases 1 to 2202 code for a protein of 733 amino acids. The transcript has 4 exons.
AUGGGGCAAGCAGAGAGUUACGAAGGCAAUAUCAACUGCCCUGUAAAUCGCUACCGCUACUCUCCGUUACCCCAGGGAUGUAUCCGGCUACUGCGUCUCCUGCCUAGCGAGAAGAGCGAUUCGCGUCUACAGGGUCAUCUGUUCAAUUAUCCUCUAGGGCUGUUAGCAGCCAAAACGCACCUGUACGAGGCUUUGUCCUAUGUCUGGGGUGACUUAAAUAACAGUCGAUUAAUCUCAUUAGGAAAUUAUGAUUUCCCCGUUACAAAAAAUCUCCACACAGCUCUGCUGUAUUUUCGUGACCAAUACAUUGAGCGAAUCAUCUGGGUUGAUGCGGUUUGCAUAAAUCAGGAGGAUCUCAAUGAGAAGGGAGAACAGGUUCGACGCAUGGCUGAGAUAUACAGUAAAGCCAGUCGGGUGAUUGUUUGGCUCGGGCAUAUGGAGAAUCAUAGUAAUGAAGCACUUGAGGCAAUACGGAUCGCUGCUCAGAGACCGCAUGGCGUGGACGACAAACUUACCAGGGAGGCAGUAUUCUGUUUGCUCCGGCGACCAUGGUUUGAACGCAUAUGGGUAUUCUAUGACCCACCCACCAAACUAGAGUUUCCUGUCCUUCAGGAGGUUGCCUCCGCACGACAGAUCUUAAUAAAGGGUGGAGAUACAGAGAUGGACGGUCAUGUUUUCUGCACGGGUCUUACAUCUAAAUCAUUCGAAUACCUUUAUAAAGAUUUCCCUGAUUUACAUACCGUGGUCCGCCCUGUGAUAUUCCUCAUGAGCGAAUCAUUAUUUCGGCCAAAAGUGGUAGAGAGGACAUCCAACGAAUUCUCAUUGAAUAUACGCCCUCUCGGCGAACUACUUGACAUGUACCACACCCGUAAAGCUACCAAGCAACAUGAUAAGCUGUUUGCCUUGAUAGGCAUCACACCAUGGGCACGGCUUUUUGAGCGGCUCAUUCGAUAUCUGCUUUGGGGUGAUGUGGCAAUCAGAACUUGUGAUGCAUCUGAACGAGUUUUAAUAAGUGGCUCGGGCUAUAUUCUCGGCAAGGUGCUGUCAGUGACAAGUAGUCAGCAUGAGGAUGGACAGGAUGUGGGUUUGGCUACAAGAGAUAUAGAUGGAAGUUUUGGACCCGAAACACAGUGGCGCCUACCAGCUAUAGCAAAGCCCGUUCAGGUGGGCGACUUAAUUUGCCAGCUACGUGGAGCGGCGAAGCCUACAAUAAUUCGUCUAUGCCAUGAUCACUUUUCCAUAAUACUGAUUGCGCCAUCUCUGGAACUUAAGCAGCCGGUGUCCGACACUUCAUUGGUCUUUUUUCUUUCCUGGGAUUGGCAGGAUGCCCAUGGGAAGCUGUCGAAUCUGGACGAUGCCCAGAGGCCCGUGGAUUACAGCUUACCUUGGCACUGGGGCAACCAGUGUGCGGCCUGUUCAAGUGAAUUGCAUGAAUUGUGGUGCACUGGUCUAAUAUUGGACGAAGCAGAGGAGUAUCGACUUGCAGAAAACAAACUUCAACAAGUCCUGUCAGGGUAUGAGGAAACCAUUGGGGCAGAGGAUCCGCGAACGCUGGUGUGCAUGGAUAAGCUCGCAUUGAUACACAAGAAAUUAGGGUUAUUGAAUGACGAGGAGCCGAAUAUGGUGCCUGAAGAGUUACGUGGGUUAAGACUUUCCGAACUCAGCUCGCUCAAUGACUGGACUUUGAGACUCAAGUUCAAGCAAAAAGGAGUUAUCCGUUACGGAACUGCAUUCAGGAUCAAUAUCCCUGGUGUUGAGAGAGCUGUCUUACUCACUGCCAGGCGUAAUCUCGCCGAUGAACAAGGUCGUUUAUCACAGGAUUUAGAAAUUUACAACGAACAUGGUCGGAAUAAGUUGAGAGACAUUGGGCAUAAAGAGGUAUUUCUCUCCGCGUUCGACCCGAGAUCUGCGAGCGAUACGGGCGUGUAUUCAGGCUAUGGAGCAAUUCUGUUUGAUAAGGAGGCCGAAUCUUAUCUUGGUGGUUAUGGUUUUUCCCUAGAAUUGGGUCAGGCCAAUCUGGAAGGCGACGGCCUGGGGGUUUGCGGUUAUUUGAAACAGGACACGCUUUCAAGAAGCACAGGGCUGUGCCUUAGUUGUCAGGAUGACCGCAUGACAUACAACGCCAUAACAAUGCCAGGGAUGAGCGGAUCGCCUGUAUUCUUGUCUCGUAAUGGAGAUGCCACCGCCGUCGGCAUUCAGUGA